Messenger RNA from Fonsecaea multimorphosa CBS 102226, 1104 nucleotides. RefSeq lists its product as uncharacterized. Gene Ontology annotation, biological process: retrograde vesicle-mediated transport, Golgi to endoplasmic reticulum. Gene Ontology annotation, cellular component: Golgi apparatus; membrane. Lineage: Eukaryota; Fungi; Ascomycota; Eurotiomycetes; Chaetothyriales; Herpotrichiellaceae. The record is from RefSeq and is a predicted model, not a curated record. Bases 1 to 1104 code for a protein of 367 amino acids. The transcript has a single exon.
AUGGCAAUCCGCAUCAACUUGCCCCCUGUCACUCGGGUCCUGCUUGGGAUCCUCGUGUCCCUGUCCUUCCUCUACAACAUCGCUCGAUGGAGAUUGUCGACAGAAAAUGCCGGUGUUGGCGAACCUACAACUACAACUCCGCCUGUACGGCCUAUUGUUCCGUAUCUAGCCCUGGUUCCUUCACAAUGUCUAUGGUAUCCUUGGACGUUUCUCAGCGCAACCUUUGUCGAACAAAAUAUCCUUACCCUCCUUAUCAACGGCAUCAAUAUUUUCUUUGGUGGGAAAUACCUUGAAAGAGCAUGGGGAACUCAGGGUUUUGUCUAUGUGAUCCUGAUUUCAUCCAUUAUACCCAACUUGCUGAUGGUCCCAACCUAUAUCCUCUGGGGCGCCAUUACCGGCAAUCCUGAAAGAGCCAUGACUCCUAUAACUGGUGGUAUUUCGACACAAGCGGCAUUCCUGGUUGCUUUUAAGCAGCUCGUCCCCGAGCAUACCGUCAGCAUAUACAAGGGCAUGAUCAAGAUGCGCGUCAAGCAUUUCCCGGCCGUCUUCCUUGCACUAAACACCCUGUCCGGUCUGAUCAUCGGUACCGACGUUGGUCUCUUCCUCGCUUGGUACGGAUUGAUCACAACUUGGACGUAUCUGCGGUUCUACAAGCGCCAGCCUGAUCUGUCUGGAACAGGAACAGAUAGGCGAGGCUUGAAGGGCGAUGCUAGCGAAACAUUUGCCUUUGCGACGUUCUUUCCUGAUGCCGUCCAACCGCCAAUUGCGGCAUUUUGUAACCAGGUCUACAUAUUGCUGUGCAAUCUGAAGAUCUGUACGCCUUUCUCUGAGGAAGAAAUUGCGACUGGAAAUGAACAAGCCGCUGCGAGAGGGGAGGCAGGCCUCCCGAGCUUCAACAAACACGCACGCGGAGCACGAGGCUUGAGCAAAAGGGAAGAGGCCGAACAACGGCGCGCUCUGGCCCUCAAGGCGUUAGAUGAACGGCUCAAUGCUGCAGCUAGUCGAGCCCCGGUCCAGCCAACCAAGUCAACCACGACGAGUGCACCCGACUUGCCAAAAGGACAGGAGAUGCUCGGACAAACCGACUAUCGCCCGGAUGAAUGA